GCGGGGAGGAAGCUCUGGCAGCCUGGGCCAGGAGGUGGCAGGGGGCCGCGGAGCCGCUGGCUACCAACUCGCCCUGCCAUGUGACGCCGCCCUCCGCCCAGCGACCCCCCCGCGCGCCCCGGGCCCGCGCCCGCGCUCUGUCGCGCCGCGCACCAUGCUCCUGCCGGGACACGCGCGCCCACCGCCAGCGCCCCAGCCAGCACAGCAUCCCGGCCUCCGCAGGCAGGCAGAGCCUCCCGGGCAGCUCCUGCGACUCUUCUACUGCACCGUCCUGGUUUGCUCCAAAGAGAUCGCAGCGCUCACGGACUUCUCCGGUUACCUAACCAAACUCCUGCAAAACCACACCGCCUAUGCCUGUGAUGGGGACCAUCUGGAUCUGCACUGCCCUCGGCAUUCGACGAUAAGUGUCCAAUCGGCAUUUUAUGGGCAAGAUUACCAAACGUGUAGCGCGCAGCAACCUGCUUCUCAGAGAGAAGACAGCUUAACCUGUGUGGCGCCCACCACACUGCAGAAGGUGCUGGACGAAUGCCAGAACCAGCGGACCUGCCACCUCCUGGUCAAUAGCCGUGUUUUUGGACCUGACCUUUGUCCAGGAAGCAGUAAAUACCUCCUGGUCUCCUUUAAAUGCCAACCUAAUGAAUUAAAAAACAAAACUGUGUGUGAAGACCACGAGCUGAAACUGCACUGCCACGAGUCCAAGUUUCUCAACAUCUACUCAGCAACCUAUGGCAGGAAGACCCAGGAGAGGGACGUCUGCUCCUCGGAAGCCACGUGGCUCCCCCCCUUUGAUUGCUUGUCUUACUCGGCUUUGCAAGUAUUAUCCAGGAGGUGUUAUGGGAAGCAGAGAUGCAAAAUUCUCGUCAACAAUCACCAUUUCGGAAGCCCCUGUCUUCCGGGAGUGAAGAAAUACCUCACCGUAGCCUACGCAUGUGUUCCCAAGAAUAUACUCACAGCGAUCGAUCCAUCCGUUGCUAAUCUAAAACCUUCUGUGCAACAGAAAGACGGUGACUAUGGUAUAAACUUUGACCCAAGGAAACCAAGAGUUCUGAGGAAAGAUGGAGCUAUUGUCAGCCACUCCCUGGCAGCAUUUGCUUACCUUCGAGCCCACCCUGAAAGAGCUGCCCUGCUGUUCGUGUCCAGUGUUUGCAUCGGUCUUGCGCUCACACUGUGUGCCUUGGUCAUCAGAGUGUCCUGCACCAAGGACUUCCGGGAGCUGCAGCUGGCGAGGGAGCACCUGGUGCCAGGAAGCGACAAAGCCGAGGAGGACAGCCAGGAUGAGGAGGGGGAGGAGGACUCCUCCGACUCCGAUUUUCCGGGGGAACUGUCGGGGUUUCGUAGGACUACAUAUCCUGUCUACAGUUCCAUAGAGGCUGCAGAGCUGGCAGAAAGGAUUGAGCGCAGGGAGCAAAUCAUCCAGGAAAUAUGGAUGAACAGUGGUUUGGACACUUCACUCCCAAGAAACAUGAGCCAGUUCUACUGAAAACCAGAUGCAUCUUGAUAUGAUCACACUUUCUGAAGAGGGAAGGGUUGAGAAGGCCCCUCCAGUUCUGUUUCACUCGUACCUUCUAUGAAGGAGAACUUGUCCUGUCAUCCAAUACUGAGGAAGCCAGAAAGUUCUUAAAUGGACAUUUCAAACUGUUUACAGCACAUUUCAAAAUAAAUACGGAGGGAAGAA
Molecule: messenger RNA, 1675 nt
Organism: Lagenorhynchus albirostris (white-beaked dolphin)
Lineage: Eukaryota; Metazoa; Chordata; Mammalia; Artiodactyla; Delphinidae
Gene: EVA1C
Product: eva-1 homolog C
Exons: 8
Coding region: 155-1480 (441 amino acids)
Cellular component (GO): extracellular region
Molecular function (GO): heparin binding; carbohydrate binding
Source: RefSeq, a predicted model, not a curated record